UUUACGUAUGACAGACAAGCAUGGUGGAAGACCACAGAAGGCACAAUGGCCCUACACGUACUGCAUUCUUUUAAGAGGUUAAACUUGACUUCUUUUAACGAGCGUUUUGUAAACGUUCUUAUGAUCCAGACCUGUGGCUAUGCUAAGAAAGCAGCAACCAAAGGGAAAGGCAAAGGAAUGGUAAAAGAAGCUCUUAAGGGCCCAGACGUCUGUAAGGACACAGUCAGACUGUGCACAAAUGCAGUUGGAGUCAACAUCUUCAAACAGGGCGAGGACCCUUCACUUAAACCCAAGGAGGAGUAUCCAGAAUGGUUGUUUCAGCUGGAUCUCGGUCCACCUAGAAAACUCAACGAACUGGAUCCGGACAGUUGGGAAUACUGGAAGCUUUUAAGAAAGGAGCAUAUUUGGAGACAUAAUAAACUGCAUAAAGGCAAAAAGAUGUAGGGUGUGAGGACUUUUUUUGCCUGCAGGUUCAGCGGACAUUAUGUGGGCCGCAGAUCAUAAUGUGUUUGUCGGCUGACAAACACUACAAAUACAGAAGAGACUAAAGUAGAGAAGUCCAGCAACUUUGCCAGAUUACCACACAUCUCAGUUUUGAGCCUUUUUUAUUUAGUCUGUGCUCCUGUACCUAAGGAUCAAUGGUUAUGUAUUUUGAUACGGUGUUUACUUUAAAGUUAAUUCUGUUGAGCAAUAUCAAUUACAUUGUGUGUUUGUCUCACUCACUUCACAUAAAAAAAUAAAAUUCUUAUGCCAUUAUCAGUUAUAUC
Messenger RNA from Triplophysa rosa, 767 nucleotides. It is a transcript of the gene mrpl54, whose product is annotated as mitochondrial ribosomal protein L54. Gene Ontology annotation, molecular function: structural constituent of ribosome. The record is from RefSeq and is a predicted model, not a curated record. The coding region runs from base 46 to 444 and encodes 132 amino acids. Gene Ontology annotation, cellular component: mitochondrial large ribosomal subunit. NCBI's taxonomy places the organism in Eukaryota, Metazoa, Chordata, Actinopteri, Cypriniformes, Nemacheilidae. The transcript is spliced from 3 exons.